Molecule: messenger RNA, 13379 nt
Organism: Cinara cedri
Lineage: Eukaryota; Metazoa; Arthropoda; Insecta; Hemiptera; Aphididae
Source: the annotation of a GenBank genome assembly
AUGUCGGCCGCACGCUCCCGCCGCAAUACCGUCAUGUCACCCGAAGCGCCGAUCGUCGUCUAUUGCUCGCUGAUCGUCGUCGCUUAUUGCUCGCCGCUUAUCGCGGCCGCGUCAGAUAAUCCCGAUACCGCUACUCCGAAACGGAAUUUCCAAGGGAUCAUCAGUGCCGAAGACGCGAACCCUCAGCGAUACUACACCACCACCGACGGCGGCGACGCAGGAUCUUGCUGCGGGUAUUCGACCGUCACCUCUUUUAUGAACGAGAGACGCACACGAGAAGUGAGAAAAUAAUUUUUUUUUUUUUUUUCGUAUUAUAAAUUUAUUUUAUCUGUUCCCGACUCGCGCGUACCUAUUCAUUACUUAUUAAUGGCGGUAACGCCCCGGAGAUCAAGUGAAUAGGUAUGAUACAAGUUUGAACGUAAACACAAUAUUAAAUAUUUAAGUAAAACACAACGCUGCAACAGAAUGCCUGAUACAACAUUGUUGUAUCCGCGUUACGGUUUCAGACGACACAACGACGACGACGACGCGACAAAUUAUUAUGAUAAAAUAUUUAAAGCACGAAAACGUUAAAAUUUAAACCGAACGGUCUAUUACCUUUGAACACAAAAUUAUAUUUACUAUCAUAAAUGACAAUACGGUAAGCCAACGUGCCUAAUAAACGAAAUCGUAAUUAUUGUUCGUGGUGCGUAUAUAUCCGCGUUACCGCACAGAAGAAGGCACAUUGAAUUUAAUUAUUUCUGAACGCAUUUCCGGAACAAACGUAUUAUUAUUUGAUAAUUUAUGUACAACACGCGCCGUGCCGUUGAAAAGAUCGUCUUUCGACCAGGAACGUGAUAAUGAUUAUAAUACUUGUUCGUAUGAACCAAGUGCGUGUGCUCUUUCGCUAUACAGAAUUCGAGCUGCGCGCUAAUAGAACAUAAUAAAACUACGGAUCAUCGGACUAGAGGCGAAUAAUUGUACGUAAUUUUUUGGAAUUAGACGAUCCGUGGGUGAAUUAUCCUGUAACUCGAUAAGAUACAGCUUAUAACGACAACUUUACGCAUUAGGGCAUCGAUUAAAAUUGAUCACACGAUUAAAUACCUAGUAUUAAUCUAUAUACUAUUUUAUGGCUUAAUUUUAUUCGUAUCGAAUUACCUAUAGAAUUUUUUUACUGAAGACGAUAUCUGCUAGGAAAUCCAAUAUUUUGAUGGUGGUUUAAAAAAAAUUUAUAUAUAUCUAUAUUAAUCGCAUCCGCAUCAUGCGGUUAUCGGACAGUGAUUACAAUGAAAAAUAACAAUACGUCCGCGAAUCUCCGACGGACGUAUACAACAAUCUUGACAACAACAAAAUACACGUUGAGGGACCUCCAUUAUCAAAUGCUACACUUUGUGACGCUAUAACCGCGAUCGUCGGUCAAGAGAUAUCGAUGCAUACAUAAAAUUGUUUGAACGAAACACGAUAAUCACGAAAACGUCAAUGGACAACUUUGUAUUUGUAGCGAUGACCGCGGAAAGAAGUUUUACGACUUUCAACGGAGAAUUGACGUGUUCUCUCGUGUGUUCACGUUGCGCCCGGGUGUAGGUAUGUGAGGCCACGUAAAAAAAAAAAAAAUUAAAAAAAACGUGUCGAAUACCGAGUGAAAACUCAUUGCACGGUAAUAAUACUACGACGUCACUGCAGAUGUAUACGUAAUCGCUUCAACACACGCGUAAAUAUUUUAAUAUAUGCGACAUACUAUAAUAAUAUAAUAAACCUAUACGUAUAUACGUGUGCAACAGUCCUUGCCAGGUAUUUAGGACGAUUAUAACACGAAUGAUGUAUCAAUCCGACGAAGGGUUUACGGAGGGGGAGGAGAAGAGAGGGGGAAUUCGCAUCGUGAAUUAGCGAUCAUCAAACUCUCUCCUCUCUCGUACAGGUAUUCGCGACAAGAUUGAUUCCACGACAUUGGUACGGUGAUAACCGGUGGGCCACUGUAAUAUAAUACGUUGUAUACGUAGGUGCCUAAAUAUAAAAAAAAUAUAUCGUCAAGGUCGUCGAAAAACUGCAGUAGCAACUAUACUGCGAUAAUAAUUAUAAUUAAGAAUGCAUAGCAUUUUGACGUUUCUGUUUUUCAUUAAAACGGGCGAUAGGCUUUAUAUUAUAUCAAAUGAUACGUUUUCGCUGUUCCGAUACUCUGGUUCUAUAAUAACACAGACUUUAAAUUCAAAAUAUUUUAAUGUCACCAAAAUUAAAUACGACAUCGUUCACUCUAUACAGAGUGUCUCACGAAGAUAUGUAAUCUUCAGAGGUAAUAAAAAUAAUCAAAUUCUGUUGUUAUUUUUUUUACAUUAUUCAAAAGAAUACAAAUAUUUAUACUUCAAUUAAUUUUUCAUGUUUCGGUAAAAAAACUUUUUAUUUUAUUGUUUUGGAAAAAUUAGAAGAUAGUAAUUUUGUAGAGUUUAUUCUCCUGAAAAUUUGACUUAUCAAGAUUUUAUUUUCAUUAAAUUCGUGAUUUUUUAUACUUUUUGAAAGUUCAGAGAAAAAAAUGUACCACAAAUUAGUUGGAAUAAUAAUAACCAAUUAGAGAAUAUAACAACCUGUUGCAUAACUAUAGGUUUUUUUCUCUGAACUUUAAAAAAUUAUUAAAAAUCAUGAAUUUAAUGAAAAUAAAAAGUUGAUAGCCACGUUAAAUUGUUCAAAAGUUUACACUCUAUAAAUUGAGUAUCUUCAAAUUUUUCAAAAAUAAAGUAAUAUAAAAGUUAUUUUUUUUAAGUUUUUUCCUAAAAUAUAAAAAUUUAAUUCAAAUAUAAAUAUUUGUACUUCUUAUCCCAGCGAAUAAUAUUAAAAAAAUAUAAUUUGAUUAUCUUUAUUAUCUCAGGAGAUAUUGUAUACUCUUUGUGGUACACUAUGUUUUCACGAUUAUUUUGAUAUUCCAUUUCCGUACAAUCUGUUCAAAUUAUAAGUGCUCGAAAAUGUGCACUCAUCCCCGUCUUAUACAAGCAGUGCUUGUAUAAGCACAUUACAUAAUAUAGACAAUUUGCGUUCAACAGGGCCAAUUUCUUGCAGUAUAAUAUUUUCAUAAUAUUAUAGAGUUAAUUUACUGAUUAUUAUUAUCAAACUUAAAGGUAUAAGAAUAUGUUAUCAGUGCUUUUGUACGUCGUUUCGGUUUUCGUCAUUUUUACUUUCAAACGAGACAUAAAAGUAUUUUUAAAUCGUGACAUUUCAUACGCUAUAAAUCGUAUCUCGCUUGAACAUUGAAAAAUCGAGAAAAGACAACUGACGUACAAACACAGACAAUGUUCUUACAUGUAAUAGUCUGAUACGGGUAAACAGGUCAAUAUCGAAUAUUGAUUCGAUCGACUCGUAAUAUCAAAACUGACGACAACAGAAAACCGGUCCUGCCGAACGAUGACGUUCUCUAUUAUAUUAUUCAAUAAAUUUCGGGAACUUUGAAAACUCACAUUUUCGAUAUAUCGCCGUUAUCGAAGGAUUAAAAUAAACGUUACAGACAUCUGGGUUGAAUGUGCGUGUAAUAAACCCGGUAAAAAAAAAAAAAAAAAACAAUAAUAAUAACGCGAAUGACGAUUAAGCGCUUUUCGUGUACCGCGACACAAAACCCUUGUCCGGCCGCGCCGAUACGUACAGAUACGUACUUAUCUUGUACAGAUGGCGUUUAGGAAUCGUUUACACAACGCGCGUAAACGUAUUAUUUUCUAUAAUAUUCUAUACGGCGACAUUUCGAUAAAUUAACGAUUCCUCAAGACCGACCCGCUCGUAGCUCGAGAUGUGAUGUCGCGCGAAAACAGAAAUCCGCCGGGUCAAGUCAAGUGCAGAGGUUUCGAAAGACGUGAUUAUCAUUAUUGUUACUGUCCGGCCGGUCCAACAAACACGACUAAAGACAAAACUAAAGUUAUUGACAAGAAAAAAAAAAAAACCAUCCGCCUCUUAACAAUAUCGCGGUGGCUGCAAUUCGAUUUUCUACGACAAUAUUUCGAAGGAAAAGCGACGCGUAUAAUACAUAUUUAUAGUGUCCGAACAGAAAACAUUCUCCUCUGUUAUGUUUGAAACUUUAAUUUCCGUUUUAAACGCGCCACGGUCUUUAAUUCCGAGUUUGCCCGUUGCCCGAUACAGUUGGACCGCGGGACGGAAAAAUGCAUCGCCGUUACGUCUUCUUACGGACCGCGGGUAUGACGCACGCACCGCCGCGCCGUCGUCGUCGUCGUACCGGACAAUACGAACGAAAACCGCAUUGUAUUUUUUGUUGGAGACAAAUAACGCGUACAGGAAGAAAAACGAACCGUCUUCUCGUUUUAAAACGCUGCAACAAACAUUUUAUAUACAGUAACAAUAGUUAUAUGCAGGCAUACUAACCAAUUAUCACCGGCCGAUUGUCAAUGGGUAAUGAUAUAGGUACGCGUUGCAUUAUUUCGCGCACGUGUGAAAAUGGCGACAACGCGACAAAACACAGACCCCCGUUUUUUUACUUCUUAUAGAGGUAUCAGUGCACAACAAAUACAACACAACUGUACGGCUUAUAACGCGUAAUAUAAUAAUAGGACAAUUAUUAUUGCUGCAGUUUUACGCGCUCGUCGCGACCGGUUUACGAACUUUUGUCCCGCGAUUUUCUGUUUUGGUUUUUUUUUUUCGACUGUGUGUGUGUAUGUGUAUAUAUAUGUCUAAUAAUAUCCGUGCAUGUUAUAGUAUUUAUGUUAAACACGUGUUUUCAACGAUAAUUUUUUUUUUCUUACAAUAAUAAUAUAAUGUCCGUAUACAAAAAAAAAAUAAAAUAAUAAUACUAAAAGAUCUAGUAACGUGUGUAGAACGUAAAACGUAUAACUAACUGAAAUAAGUGCUUUUUUUUACGUAAAAAUAAUAACGAAAUCGCCAUGUAAGUAUACAUACAUAUAUUGAAUAACAUUAUUUAUAGUACCGUUAAUAUAUUUUUUAUUUACUCAUAUUCUUCUUAUGUGAUGACUAUAUGGAUAUAGGAAUUACAUAUAGUGAAGAAUCGCAACGAUUUCAUUUCUACUAUACCUAAUCACAGAAAAAUCAACAGCCGACAAGUUAAAGAUAAAUUCCAACGUUGUUAUUGGUCUGCAAUAGUAAUAUUUACCUGUAUCUCAGUUUUAAAUUUAUUUACCCCUAUGGGAGCGAACGAAUGAUCGGAUCUAGCAAUAUAAAUAGUCCAUCGACAAAAUACUAAUUAUAAUAAUUGUUUGAGCUUACAGUAAACAUAGAAUGUCAAUUUUUUCAAAAAAAAGAUACUUUCAAUCCAACUGCAGAUAUCGUUUUUCGCUGUUUUCAUAUUAGACACCCGACAAAUUCAAAUCCGAAUUAAUAAAAUUAAAUUUUUGUUCGUGUAUAAAAUGAUACAUACUACAUGUAGAUAUUAAGAUUUUAUGUUUGUUAAUAAGCUCUUUCAAAGUUCUAUAAAGAUUUAAAACUACGGUUUAAAGUAAAAAAAAAAUAAAUAAAAAUCAAAUUUAAAAAAAAAUAUGAAAAAAAAAACUUAACCUAGCAUAGACAUAAGCAUAAUAAAUUAUUCAUGGGAGAGAGAAUUCUGACUAUCAAUUACUUUUAACCGGAGUGAAUAAUUGUGAAUUGCAAGAAGAAUUGAACUCCUGUAGUAAUCCCGAAAUAAGGGGAUUAAACCCACCCCCUUACCUACGUCCCUGGUAUUACCUAUAAUAUAUAGGUUGUGUAUUUCCGUUUAAAAAAUCAUCUAGUAAAAGUACAAAAAACAUGAAAAACAAAAGUAGUUACAAAAAUUGAAUGAUUUUCAUACGGGUUUUAAAGAGUAAAAAAUGAAAAGAAAAACGUCUAAAUAAUUAUCACCGGUUAAUAUGUUUUGAAAUAAUAAAACAAACAAGUAUAGUUGGGAAAAAAAACGAAAUACUGUCAGCCGGAUUCGCACAGACAUUCUAUUACCAUUAGAAUAUUCCCAGAAAAAUCUUAAUAUAUCUAUCUAUUCGGCUAAAUACCUAACAUUAUUACUCAUAUUAUUCUCUGACGAUGGUAGUUUUACCGAAACCGCGGUCACAAUAAAUAUCUAGCGCUAUCACAACGCUAUGCACAUUAUUAUUAUUUGUUUGCAUAAAAAAUUACUAUACACCUUGAUAUAAGUACAGGCACAUAAAUAAAAGAAAAAAAGACAAUUUCUGCGAUAUCACAAAAUACAUGUCUUCAUUAAACCAUAAUAUUAUAAGAACAAAUCAAAUGGAAUAUUGCCAUUAUACACACUGCAAUGUGGAUAAAAAAUGAUUGUUCGUACGCGAUAAUAUUAACCUAAACAAAAAAAAAAGAGGGAGUUACGAGUUUUACCUCCAAAAUGAGUUUAAAUAUUUUUCACGGGGUUUUCCGGGUUUUCCCUAUACUAUAUUAUCUAACGAAUUCCGAGCAUUUUUUCGAUGUGAUAUCAUAUGUAAAAACAUUUUAUGUUCGACGUACCAACACAAUUUCAAACCAAUAUUGGUAAAUCAAAAUCUCGGAUCUAGUAAUAAAAAAAAUGAGUUUUUACUAAUGCUGUUUUAUUGUAUAUAAUUUUUUUUGUUUUUAAAAUUAGUAUGAAUAAUAAUAACGUUACUACUUUUUUUACGAAAAAAAAGAAACAUUAGAAUUAUGUAUAUGGUCCAAGUACAAAAAUGUACAGUUUUAACCUUGAAUUGAAAAAUACGGGGUCAUAGUACGGCUACUGUACCUACUUUAAAACAAUUGAACAAAGUGUUUAGUUAUUAUUUAUUUAAACCAAUUUAAUACAAUUAUAUUAGAUAGGUGUAAUAUAAAUAUAAGAAAGUAAAUAUUAUAAUUAAUUUAAAUAUUUUUUAUUUCAAGCGAUGAAAAAAAAAAAAUGCUUUGCAGCGGCCACUUUAAUAUAUUUGCGUAUUCGCGAUUCGCAUUUAAAUAAUAUUACCCCGUUUGAAAGUUAAUAAGUUUCCCGUAAUGAGAAAUCCAACACAAAUACUUUUUGAUUUUUUAAAUAACUCGUUCGCAGUUUUCGCUAACAUAGUAUCAAGGCGCGUCCACGCGGGGCAUCUAGUGGCGCGGCACGGAUGUGACGUCACAAAAUUCAUUUUGCGCGGCUUUUUUCGAUGCUAUGUGACACAAUACCGGAUCGUCCUGGGGAGCGCAAAGUCUAAACCGAAAAAAUUUCGGGCGGACAAGAUGUCCCCGUGUGGACCCAGUUUUUUUACGUGUAAUUAAUAAAUGAGAUUAGACCGAAACAAUGGUGAAAAUUGCUUGGAAGACGCACAAUAACGCCCGUUUGCGGAAAUUAAAAGCCCAAUUAUUACCCACAUACGUCAUAUUUUUUAAUCGAUUAUUUUUUCCGUAAUUAAAUUAUUUAAAUGACUUAAUAUUUUUAACUACAGACAUAACUCAAAUGUAAGUAUGUAAAUUUCGUAGUUAGGAUUUAAAGAAGAAAAAAACGAACGUUAUGAAAACUUCGAAAAUAUAUUGCAUGUAAUUUAUAGUGCUUUCAAGAAUGAAUAGUAUGCCCAUCAUUACCGAGAAUACGGAAAUCGAGACACAACGGACCGUUAAUCUAUAGUUCCGAUAGUAUCUACAAUAAAAUUUCAAUAACUUCAGUAUACAUUGUUUAAGAAUCGAUUAAGUCGUUUUAUUAAGUAUUUAUAAUAAUAAAAAAAAAAAACAAAUUUACUCGACACUAAUCCAAUAAUAUAUAUUCUUUUAUUGUCCACUGAAUGCGACUCAAUAAUCUAGCAAUAAUUGUUAAAAUAUUCAUAGUAAUUAUUACUAUAGGUACUCACAUGUCAUAACUCAUAACCAUAACCAAACAUAAUACAAAUUAUUAUUCAAACAAGUGCGUGAAGGGGCUCAGUUAUUAUUUCAAUUAUAUUUCUGUCACGUACAUAUACAUUGUUAUCAGAUUGCUAGGUGCUACGAAUUCAUACCUCAAAAGUAUUAUAAAUAUAAAAUACCAAAUUUUUGUUCAGUAGAAUCAAUUUUGUUCUGUUACCUAGUUUUAAUAUUAGAGUGAAUUGGCCUGUGUUUGUACGUUGGAUUUUUAAGCGACACAUUAUGAUUUUUAAAUUGUAAUAUUUCAUAUACUCGUACCUCACUUAAAAAAAUUGAAAAAACUAAUUUACAAACAUUGACAAUAUUCUAUGUAAUAUUAAAACUAACAGCACACGUUUUUUAAACGAAAAUUUCACAUUAUAUAAUUUUCAAAAAACAUAUAUUUUAAACUAUAUAGAAUAUAGAUGUAAUACAUAGCAUAGUCUAUUACUCUAAUUUGUCUGUACGUCAUAAUCGCAGAGAAGUCCUAAUGACUACAUACUGUACGUGUGUGUAGGUAGGUAAGAACUGGUUCAGAAGAAAAUUAAAGACAUAAAUAUUGUACUUUUUUCCCCAUUGUUGUCAAAUAAUUAUUAGAGAUACCCGGUUAAAUAUUCACUGUACCUACCCCGGAAACCACGUUUUCCUGGAUUUGCCAAUUAUUUGACACACUACUGAACAGACUUUUUUAGAUUAAAAUAAUUUUUCUUCGCAGUAUAUAAUAUUGCAAUAUGCAAUAUAAUGCCGACGUUACCUAAACCAUACGACAUAGUAUACAAAUACCUAGUUAAUCGGAAAUAAACAAAGACCUAUUAAGACAUUGCAAUGAGCAUAAAACUAACGAGAAUUAAAUAUUUGUAACGGGUCAUAAUAGUUUUCCUUAUCAUACAGGAAUACCUGUCUACAAAAAUUUUUACUUUGUGACUCAUAUUAUAUAAAUUACGACAAUUCAUCAGUUUAAUUGAAGCAAACAACCCCAAACAGUAUACUAUCGAGAUCGCUAGUAAAAAAUAUUACGAAUCUUCAAUGACAACGGAUGUAGAUACUAUACACCGUUUCGUUUUGGUAAUGCCGUUAAUACUUUUAGAAAUCAGUUAGGUAUCUAUUCUGACAAUAUCCGACACUGAAAAAUAUUAAAGGGUCGUCAAUAAUUGUAUUAUUUGAAUAUUAAUUUUUUAAUCGUGAUAUAGAAAGCUAUAUUUAUUACACCCCGUCUAAGUUGCGUUAAGGUAAAAUCAAAUUGCAUAUGUUUAUAGGGUAGGCAAUAAUUAACAUUUAAUAUUAUCACGCAUUGUUAAAUUAUUACACUGUUUAUUGUUUUUAAAAUAUACAUUUUAAUUGCCUAACUAGGUAUAUUAUGAAAUGUACAGAUACGUUGUAAUUAAAUAAUUUCACACAAAAAAUAUACACCCAUCUGGCCAUUUAUUAAUUUUUAUACCUAGUUAAAAACCUUCAUGUUAGAUUUUGGCUUAUGUUUUGUAAUAUACAAAGAGUAAAGACUAAUAAACGUCUUACACCACUGAAAAUGCAUUUUAAUUUAGUAUUAUAAUAAAGUAAUAUAGGUACCUAAUGAUGAAGGACACAAUACAUUAUUUAUACCUACCUAAGUACCUAUAGUAUAGCUACAAUAUUAUUAAAGUUUAGAAAAUGUUAUAUUUGGCUUGUCUGUUAAAAAAUGAUAAUUUAAAAUAAAAUUUAACAAAAAAAAAAAAAAAAAAAAAAAAAAAAAAACAGAAAAUAGAACAUUUACAAAAAAGUACACAUAUAAUAAGUAUACCUAACUUCACUAACAUCUAAGGCAGAUCUCUAUUUUGGGUGAGCUACAGAUGUCGAUAUGCAAGCCAUUAUUAUGCGAUUAUUUUUAAGUUUGAAGUCGAUAAUCUAUUUAUUUUUUUUUAUUGAAUACUUACAAUCAAUACAUAAAUUUCGCACAAUAAGUAAAUUAGAUGAGGAAUUUUUUGUUUUCAUUUAAGUGACAUAAAGAGGGAGGCUAUCCAAUAAUAGAACCCAGAAUCUAUUUUAUCGUCUGAAAAACGAUUCUAAUUGUUGACAAGGUUAUGAUUUUAUUUUAUUUUAUUUCCUCGUUAUUAAACUGCAGCGAUAUUCAAACAUUGGAUUUUGCAUAAAUCUAAAAUAGUAUCAUCCGUGCAUCAAAACUUAUUUAUAAGGUCAUUUGAAUAUUAUGCACAUUUGACACAAAACUUAUAAAAAAAAAUAUUAAAAUUAAAAUUAUUUUAUUCUAACUUAUUCAAUAAAGUAUAUUAUGUUGUUCAAUUAUUCUUAUGUAGGUAAAUUUUAUUUAAAUUUAACCGUUUAGUUUACGAUGUACAUUUUUUUAUUGAAACAAAAUUAAGUAUUUAAUACUUGUCGAGACUUUUUUCACUUCUUUAUAUAUAUACUGUUUCCUCGUUUUCUGAGAGCUAAUUGGCUUUUUGUUGAAACUGGUAAUAUUAUAAAAUUGUAUAAUAUAUUCACAGCAAAUCAAACAUUACUAUAGUUUAAACCAUAAAAUGUGUUUUAUAAUAAUUUUAUAAUAAUCCAAUAUAUUUCAAAAACAGUAUAAAUUAAAAAAAAAAAAUUAUCGCUUAAUGUAAGUAAUGAUUAUUCACAUUUUAUGCUAGUAAUAAUAUAGUAGUACCUAUAUUAUUUAUUAUAUUAUUAAAAGGUUAUCCAAAAAUUUAACUAGCACAGUAUAAUUUUAUGUAUGUAUUUUUUUUUCAUUAUUUACCAAUUUAAACUUUCUAUGCCUAAAAAUUAAUAAUUAUGUCAACUAAGCUAUCUAGUUAUUUAUUUAUUAACUUAUUGUCUUACAAUAAUUUGAAAAUUAUAAAUGAUUUGUGCGUGUUUCAAGUAAUAUAUAAGUAAGAGAGUUCACUAAAAAGAUAUUAAAUGUAAAAUAAAACAACAAACUAAAAUAAUCAUAUUGCCCUUCCUGCAUUCGCUUUGCAGGAAGAGGAUUUUUGAGGUCAUAUAAAGUCAUAUAGUUCCCUAUAUCUAUUCGUCACUGUACUGAUUUUAUAACAAUAAAUAAUGCAAUUGUGUACGUAGUUCGCGUGAGUAAAUGAACUUUAAUAAACGUUUUGUAUCCUCAUUUAGAUCCAAAAAACAAAAUAAUAACACAAUUUACAAAUAAUAUGCACUUUCAUAUCGCCGUGACUCAUAUGACGUAUAAAUUUGUAUACAAUAACACAUGAUAUUUUAAUAUUUUACAAAAUUGACCUUGAUUAAAUAACAGAACGCUAACAAAUUUCAAUGUUUUUUUUUGUUUAUUAUUAUCAAUGAAAUAUUCCGCCGUUUAGGUAUUUUUUAUACACCUAUACGAAUCUUUAUAAAUAAUCAAUAUUUGUUUCUAGUAAUGAAAUUAUAGAUUUAUUUUUUACAAUACAAUAAACAAUAAUUAUUUUACACCUGUUAAAGUUAUUCUACAAUUUUGUAUUAUUAUUUAUUGAAAACUCACAUUAGGAUAUGCAGUUAGGAUAUAAUUUAUUGACUCUUGAUUAAGAUGAUAGAUAUUUUAUUUAUUAAACGGAGAUUUUAUUUAAACAAAUUUAAAUAAAAUACAAAUAUAUUAAUUUAAUUUUAUGUUAAAAUAUUCUUAAAAUUUACAUCGAUAUCGAUAAAAUACAAUUAUAAAUUUGUAUAUAGGUAAUAAUAUUAUAAGUUAUCCAGUUUACAUUGAAAUAUUCAUAGAAAAUUGUCAUCUAUUUAAUUGUUUGAAUAUUAUAUUUUCAAACAUAAAUGAUCCGAUCAAUUCAAUAAUAACACAUUUUCAUUUGCUUUUGACAUACAUAUAGGUAUUAUUAUUAAUUUAUUUACAAAUUUAAGGACAUAAGGGCACAUUUGACUAAAAAUUGUUUAGGUAAUCUGAAGUUAUAUCAUUCGGUACGAUUAUAAUAAUUGAAGUUCUAGAUUACGAACGUACAUAAAAAUAUAUUACUAUAAAACGGAUAUUUCGAAUUUAUAAUAUCUCGUACUUUAUUUGUAUAAUAUUCAACAAAAAAUGUUUUUGUUUUUCAGAUUCCCUUAGAUGUCAUAUUUCAAUUAAACGAGGUGAAAAACAUUUCACAACUAUUCUCUCAAUUCAUGCCUGAUGUAGAUCUGUACAAAGCACAAAGGAUUAUAGCUACAACAGGUUUUCAAAGUAAGUAUACAAACUAAUUGAAUUAGGAAAAUAAAAAUACAUAAUUUUUAUAAAAACUUAACCAUACCUACUAUCAAAAACCGAUUAAAUAAAUCAUAUUAGCUGCCCCUUAACAAGUAAUGACUAAAUGAGAAAUAUAAUAACGCAUUUUCAAGUGAUAUUAAAAAAUAAAAAUACUCGAAAAUAAUUUUAAAAACUUGUAUCAAAUUCAAUACAAAGUAAUAGGUGUCGUUAAAACAUGGUAAUUUACUUGUUUAUCUUACACAAUAAGAUAGGUUAGGUACCUAGAAAUAUGGAAUAACUUAAGAGCCCCUCUCUUAAGUUAUUUCAUAUUUCUAUUAUUAUUUUAGGGGGGGGGGGGGGGUGAUUUAUUUACGAGAUCUCCAUAAUCGUAACUAUACCUGACUACGUAUAGGUACAUUAUUACAAAUCAAAAUUUGAUUUUAAUAUAUCAUUGCCAUUUUAUCUGCCUAGUCGUUUGAAUAACUAAAUAAUAUGUUAUAUCAUUUAGCAUUAAAUAGCAUGUGUUUUUAUUCAGUUUCAGAUCGCAGUAUGCCCAAUGUAGAAAGAAGUAAGUAAUUGAAUUCAAUGUAUAAAAAUAAAAUAAUUGAUUCUUUAAAAACUCAAUGUACCUACAAAAAAAUUUAUAUUAUUAUUAUUUAUAUUUUAGAAGCACCAUUAAUUCCUAAACCAGCAAGUUGUUCUCUUGAAAGCAGAACAAUCAGCCUAAAAGAUACUGACGAUCCUAGUUUGUAUUAUUAUCCCCCGUGCACACGAGUGAACCGCUGUGGAGGUUGCUGUGCUCACGAUUUAUUGGGAUGUCAACCGACAAAAACCGAAACGCUUCAAUUCGAAGUGCGUAAAUCAAAAUUGCCUACUUCUACCCGUUUCACGUUUGAUAUAUUUUUUAAAUUAUUUAUAGGUAAUGGUUUCACAGUAUAAUGAAGGGAAAUUAGAAUUCAAAGGUAGAAAAUUCGUGUCGGUAGUUCAACAUUCAACGUGCAAAUGCGAUUGUAUUGUUCAGCCAGAAGUACGAUCUUUAAAAUAUCAUAAUAUUCUAUUAUAAUAAUAUUGUAUAUUAUAAAUUGUAUAAAUAAUUUGUCUUUUUAUAGAACUGCAACCCUCUCCAGACAUAUUUUAAAAAAGAAUGUCGUUGCGUAUGCACCAAUGAUGAAGAUCGGCAAAAAUGUGACGAAGAACGGAAUGCAAAAAAGCUAUGGAACCCAGCAGCUUGCGCGUGUCAAUGUGUCGAACGACAAGAUUGUACUACCGGAUUUUCAUUUGACUACGAUACUUGCAGGUAUACCUACUUUAAAAUAUUAAAAAUAUAUCAAUAACGUUUGAUUAAUAAAUGAUGAUUAUGUAUUAAUAUAUUUUUUGAUGUGUACGUAUUGUAUAUUUCAGUUGUGAACCAUUAAGAACGAGGACAAAAAAUACUGGUAACGAAUUUAACAGGAAUAUGUAUUCUUUGGGAGAAUCGUGA